Peniophora sp. CBMAI 1063 is the source of this 1200-nucleotide messenger RNA. NCBI's taxonomy places the organism in Eukaryota, Fungi, Basidiomycota, Agaricomycetes, Russulales, Peniophoraceae. The record is from the annotation of a GenBank genome assembly.
AUGGACGAAUGUGCUCGUCGGGCAUGCGGCCCAGGUACUAUGGGUGAUCAGGUCACCCCUCUAUUGCUACAGACGGAACUGGAGGGCUUUUACCGAGGAGACCCACCGCCGAUGGCGGGGGUUUCGUUGCUUCGCUUGCUCUCGGCCCUGGAUGCCCUCCUGGCCCUUUCCGUCGUAUCUUCGGGUGUUCGCUCGUCACAGUUGCAGCUGCUCUGGAAGUUUGUUUCGGUUGAGCAAGCUUUGUCGACAAAUCACUCUCCUUCCUCAGACGCGGACAUCAUUCAUAUGUUCACUCCUGACAAGGACCCUAAUGAAAUGUUGGAGUACAUGCGUACGUUCAGGAGUGCGACGAGGCAGUUUAAAGUUCCGCCUCUUGCCGCGCUUGAGCAUAGUAGGCUUGGUCCUUUGCAGUGGUGGUUCGCUGCUGGUAAAUUGCUUACCAUUCUAUCCCCAAUAUCCAACGUCACUCAAUUGCUUGCAGAUAGCAUUCCUAGCGAUGGCGCGAUGCAUCGGCAGGACAUCUACGAUGGCGUUCUACAACUAUUUGCGGAGCGACGCAGUCGGACUAUCGUACCUUCGGUCCAGCCGGAUCCUACCCGCGUGAUCCAAAACACCUGGAACUUCGACAUCGUCGCUGACUCAACCGCCGAGACUGACGCAUACGUCGAACUCAGCGUUGAGCGGAACUCGUCACCUGGUAUGGCGCCGUCGGCCGGGAGUGCAGCUGUCACAGCUCGCAGGAGAUUUGUGUCACCUUGGCUUCCUCCAUACGAGUUUCAGGGGGAGAUUACUUGGCGGAUUGAGGACCUGAACCGGCUUGUUGAGGAUCUCUUGAACUGGCCAUUGGGGCAAUCUGUUCCACAUGCUUUGAUCUGGGAGCACCCGGCAAUGCACGGGUGUCUUGUGGACGCCGCUGGAUGCGCGGUGCAAUUUCAGGUAGGUUAUGGUUAUGAUUACAUCAUUGGCCACCCGUCAACUAAAGUCAUCCAUCAGGUGCGGUGCAGCGUAUGCGAAAGGCUCAACCGCCAUUGUUAUUGGCGAGGCGCAAAGGCUUGCCUGUCGUGCUUCUGGGAGAAAGCCUCUCAAGGCUCUUGCACCGGAGCCGUUCCACCGGAUCUCAGACCAGCACAACAUGGGGAGUACAAGCCUCAGUUGGCUCGCCGUGUGGAAUUUCUACAGAGGCUGGAGGGUCGGGCGUGA